CGGGGCCGGAUGCAAACGAGGUGCCUGCAGGGUGGCAGCGUUUAACUAGAUGCAACUUUCAUCUUUCCCUAUCCCAAUUCUCAUCAGAAACAAGCAGGAUCGUCUGAAAGAGGGAUUUUGAUCCCUGGGUGUCUCUGCCCACUGAUAACCGGGAGAGGAGCGGGAUGAGGACAGAGACUCUCCCGUGCCUCAGCUGGAAGCAACAACUUUCAUGACUCGGGAAGAAUGCGGAGGUACCAUUUCCGGGGCAAGAUGAAGGCUUGGCUGGUCUCCGUGGUGAAUCUUGAGGUGAUAUUCUUGACAGUGCCUUAUGCAAGUUUACACAUUGAACCGAAAGAAGGUAGCGUUGCUGGGGGAGCCUGGGUCACGGUGAAUUUCGAGGGAGGGGAGGACUGGCCGUCAAGUCUGUUGUAUCCCAGUGAUGGAUCUCAGCUGGAGAUGACCCUGGUGAAUACGGAAGAGCCCGAGCUGGCUAGAGUCCCUUGUGAUGUCUUGCCCAUCUUCACAGAUUUAGCCACUGUGACCUGCCAAAUCAGGUCCCUGCCUCAAGAAGCCCCAGAGGGCUUAUAUCAUCUAGAAGUGACUUCUGGUGGGCAGGUGCUAAGCAACUGGAGUGAAGGACCAGGGGACAACUCUACUUUCAAGUUUUCCAGGACUCAAACCCCUAUGGUUCACCAAAUUAACCCACCGUCUGGAGUUCCAGGAAGCGUAAUACAAAUACGAGGCUGGAUUAUCACUGGAAAGUUGGAGACCUUGGAUUUUGGGGUCGAAUACAUUGACAGCCCUCUGACACUGGAGACCGAACUGGACACGAGGGUCACCCUCUGCUCUCUUAUCGACCGACAGACGGGCCUCCGCUAUCCCGUGCGGGAAGCUCAUGGAGUCGGGACUCUGCAGUGCCGGGUGGAAGGCAACUAUAUCGGCUCCCAGAAUGUUAGCUUCUCCGUGUUCAACAGGGGAAAAUCAUCCGUUCACAAGGAUGCGUGGCGGAUCAGUGCCAAGCAGGACCUCUUCCUGUAUCAAACACACUCAGAAAUACGGUCUGUGUUUCCUGAAUCCGGCAGCCUCGGGGGAGGAACGGACAUCACUAUUGCCGGAGACUUCUUUGAUCGCCUGGCCCAGGUUGACGUAGCAGGUGUCCCGUGCCACAUCCGAUACGUUUCUCCCCGGACGAUCAAGUGCACCACUGGGCCGGUGGCGGAGGGGACGAGGCUCCCGGGCCUUCACCCAGGUAACCGCGGGCUUCUUUUCGAAGUUGGGGAUGUUCCCGAGGGUUCGGAUGGAACGGAGGCCAAGCCUCCCGACGAGUGGCAGGUUGUUCCCAGUGCCAGCUCGCCCCUGGGAUUCGGGUCGGCGGAAGGGCAACGCUUCAGGGCUCUGCUCCGUGGCUUCUUUGUGGCUCCAGAGACAAAUAAUUACACAUUCUGGAUCCAGGCAGAUAAUAAGGCCUCUUUGUAUUUCAGCCAUUCACAAGACCCAAGAACAAAGGUGAAAGUGGCCUCAAUUCCAGCAGGCACCGCUGAUUGGUUUGACUCCUGGGAGAGAAAUGGAGAUGAAGAGGCCUGGCAACCCAAGUCCCAGAAGUUGGAGCUGACUGGGGGGCGGCGAUACUACCUGGAGGCAGUACAUCAUGGGAUGUCUCCCGGCCAGGGGAUGAGAAUUGGGGUGCAGAUCCACAACACCUGGCUGACCCCCAAGGUGGUCAACACCUACCUCCGAGAGAAGCACCAGAUCCGAGCCAGCGCGGUCCAGCUUCCAGAGAUCCAGAUGCUGACUUUGUCUGGCCCUGGAGACUUCCGCCUCUCCUGGGGCCAUGCGGCUAGCCAGCCGGUGCCUGCCAAUGCCACUGCCCAUCAGAUCCAAGAGGCAAUAGAGGAGAUGCUGGCGGUGAAGUGUGAGUUGAAACCUCAGCACGCCAGGGUUCUCCUCCGGUUUGGAUUCGAGCAAGGCGUGGCCCAUUCCGGCUCUGAUGGGACACUCACUAGUGGGACAGAGCCCUUCUGUGGAAGGUUCAGCGUCGGUCAGCCCCAAAUCCUUCUCAGACUAUCUCCGUCCUCAGGGACGAAAUACCAGCUCCGUCAAUAUCCCCAUCUGUGCUUUGCCUAUAAAGGCGCCAUGACCAACGUCCUGAAUAUAAGCGUGACCUUCACAAAUAUCUUUCUGGAAACCGUGAGCAAGAACCUAACCUGUCCGUGGGACCUCAGGCAGACCCGGCUUGACAGCUGGAGGUUUUCCUGCAGCAACCUGUGGGACUCCUGUGUGGACCCUGCCUGCAGCCGCUUCCUCCCGCCCCGCCUGACCAACACGCCCGUAUGGGUACAUCAGAUCGACUUGCUUCCUCCAGGACCGGAGAAUGGCAACCCGGGCCCGUUCUUUGUUGAUGAAGUUAUAGUUUCGGACCAAAACUUGACAGUAUCUCAAGCAGAUUCCCGAGCCAGCCUUCCCGGUGGGAAUCUCAUUGAAUCCCUCUCAGUAGAGGGAUCUCCUCCCACCUACAAAGUGAGCUUGUGGCCGGCCAGCUGUGGGAGCGAUCUUCCCCUCAUCAGGCCGAGGUUUCUGCCCUCUGAAGGAAGAUCUGAAGACCAAUUCUCAGUCAAUCUGUCCUCCCAGAGACUGCAGAGGCCAAGCCCGCCCCUCGGGGGAGUCUUCCAAAUCCAGCUGCCGCACACCCUGAUUUCAGGUGUCCCAGUGCACAUCUCUUCUGCUGAUCUCCGUGAACUGCUACAGAACAGUGCAGAUGACUUCUCCGCUCAGUACCUUAAAGCCAGUGAUUUCACCGUGAUAAAGGACUUAAGCUCCUGUUACCGGCAUGUGUGGACCCUCACCUGGAUGGUCAAGACUGGGGACCUGCCCAACCUCAUUAAGGUCUCCGCUGAGAGUCUCACAGGCCUGAGCCCAGCUGUGACCGCAAGGCUGGUUUAUGAUGGAGGCGUUUUUCUUGGACCCAUUCUUGGAGACAUGCUCGCCACAGCUCACCCGCUGCCCCAGGUGGUGGUGGGGGUGAAUGACAUCCCAGCCCACUGUGCUGGUUCCUGUUCUUUCCAGUACCUCGGGGAAUCCACGCCACGCGUCAGCACUGUGGAAUACCAGCUUGAGGAUGGAUUUCACCUCACGGCAUUUAUCACCGGAUCGGGCUUCCCCGCCGUCAGGCAGGAUGUGCAGGUAUCGGUGAGCGAGAGGAACUGCGCCGUCACGUCGGCCAACCAAUCUCACGUCACCUGCCGGAUGGAAGCCCUGCCGGUCGGAGAGCAUCGGGUCCAGGUGCGAGUGAAGCCUACCGGCUUGGCGAUCCAUGCCAGAGGCGGGGACGCCAUCUACCUGAGCGUCAAACCCAGGCUGAGCGCUGUGGAACCCUCUUCGAGCUCAGAAAUCGGGGGCCGCUGGGUCACUCUCGGAGGUACCAGUUUGGAAGGAGUCAGCCUGAUACUGGUUGGGUCUCAGCCUUGUCCCAUCAGGAACACAACCAUCAGCUCAUUGAGCAUCCAGUGCAGACUUCCUCCUCGGGGGGAUGACGGACCCACCGUGAAUGUGACCAUCAUCAGUGGGAACCAGUCUGCUGUUCUCCCAGACGCCGUGACGUAUUCCCUGUCCUUAAAUCCAAUUGUCUUGUCUCUAAGCAGGAACGGAAGCAACACAGCAGGAGACCAGACCCUCUUUAUCAGGACCAGUUCACUGGAAGAGUAUACGGACUUGGAUGUCCAAGUCCAUGUCGGAGGAGACCCGGCCUGGGUCCGAGAGCAAGUGCCCGAAGGAUUCUAUGUGACGCUGCCCCCCCUGCCUUUGGGAUGGCACCCCAUUUCAGUUACGAUGAAUGGAAUCCGCAUCGGCUCGGACGGGAUUGAUCUGCAAAUCCAAUACCUCUUGGAAGUCUUCAGUAUCGACCCCUGCUGUGGCUCGCUUUUAGGCGGAACCACCCUUACUCUUUCUGGACUGGGGUUCAGCGAAGACCCAGCCUUGAUUUCCGUAUCCGUGAGCUCCCAGGCCUGUGAUAUCCUGCAGUCAACUGAGGAUACCAUCUGGUGCCAGGUGCCACCAGCCUUUCCCAUGGCUAGUUUGGAUUCCCAAACUGUUCCCGCCCCCGUGGAGGUGCGGAUUGGCAAACAGUCCAUCGCCCAUGGUGCCCCUUCACUCGCGGGGCAGUCAAACCUGACCUUUUGGUAUCAAGCAAAUUUAACUCCCUUAGUCACAGCUCUGCAAGGGGAGACGGUGGAUGGCCGUUUGAGGUUGCGUGUGGAAGGGACUCAUUUAUCCUCCUCAGAGGCCAUGCUCGGCGAUGUGACAUGUGACCUGGAGCUGCGGGUCACCAACGGCACCGAGUCUCUGGCCGAGUGCUCCUUGCCCUUGGGCAGCUUGGAAGCUGGGACGUAUCCCUUCCGGGUUCUCCAGAAGCAGAUGGGAUUUGCCAAUAUGUCGGCUGGGUUGCAGAACUUCACGGUGGCACCUCAAAUCACUGGCGUCUUGCCCGGUCAGGGUUCCAUCUGUGGCGGGACUCUGCUGACCGUGAAGGGCUCGGCAUUCCGGUCCAGAAGCAAGGAGGUGGAAGUUGAUCUCCCUGGGCCUUACACUUGUGAGCUCCGGAGUUUGGGAGAUAGGGAAAUCAGUUGCCUGGUCCUUCCGGGGGACGGCUCCUCUUCUGUGGCGUCUCAAGUGCUGAAUGUUACGGUCACGGUCAACGGGAUAGCAAGUGCAUGCCUUGAAAGCUGUUCCCUUCAACUGGUGGAAGACGCAACCCCCACAGUGGACGCUUUGACCCUCAGGGAUGAUGGGAGGCUGACCAAAUUGUUGAUCAGGGGUCAGAGGCUGGCCAGGGGGAGCAACGAACUGACGGUUGUGGUCGAUGACCAACUUCCCUGUCCCGUCACUUUCUUUAAUGAAACUGGGCUGGUGGAGUGCCAGGUGAUUGACAUCUCCCCUGGUCACCAUCACCUGUCGGUCUUCAAUGAGAGAAAUGGGCGAGCUUGCAUGGCCAGUGGAACCAGUGGGUUCAGCAUCACUCCAAGGGUUCUCCGUUUCUUCCCCCCGAGCUUUGGAGUCUGGGGUGGGGGGCUUCUGACCCUACAGGGUGCAGCUCUGCAGGGUCAGAACACUACCAUGGUCCUAGUGGGGGAGGAACCCUGCCUCCCACUGGAUGUCGGUUCUGGGCUUAUUCGAUGCGUCCUUCCCGCGGGGAACGGUAGCGUUCCUCUAAAGCUAGAAAUCGACGGCGUCGCCUAUCCCACGGGGGCGAUUGAUUACGAGGAAGCCUCCACGCCAGUGUUGCUUUUCGCGUCUCCACCAGAGGAUCUCAUCCUCUCCAUCGGGGUGGCUCAGAUCUCUGCCGUCGAGAACAUGCGGAUUCUCAUUGGGGAGUCACCCUGCCUGGGCGUCAACGGCAACUGGACCGUUCUACGGUGCUUGGUUCCAUCUCUUCCUGCAGGGGAAUAUCAGGUCAGAGGUCAUGACCUCCUCAGAGGUUGGGCCUCUUCCACUCUGACUUAUGUAUCUGAAGUUACCGUUGCAUCGAUAUCCAGCAAUUUUGGUCGUCACUUGGCAUACAAUCCUGGGUUCCUGUCCAGAGGUUGCCUGGGCGGAGGGAUGGUGCACGUGCGCGGAGCUGGCUUUUCUCCAGGAAACAUUUCGGCUGCAGUCUGUGGUGUCCCCUGCACCGUUUCAGACAACGCAACCACCACGGACUUCAGCUGCCAGGUCCGGCCUCUGAACGCUUCCUUGGCCUUCCUGUGCAGCCUGAGAUCCUUGGAGAUGAUCUGUGAAGCCUCCAGCCAUCCCGCCGUCCAGUGUGAAGUGACCAUCGGGCCCGGGACAGGCAAGCCCUUGGCAGCGGGGAGCUACAUCUACCUGUGCAAAGACGGCCCGGCCUGUCCCAUCACCCUCGGUGGCCGGACACACCCAGCCCAGUGGUUCUCUGGCCUUCUCAUCAGCCCUAAAGUGGAAAGAGAUGAAGUUCUCAUCUAUAAUAGCUCCUGUAACAUUACCAUGGAAACUGAGGCAGAGAUGAAGUGUGAGGGUCCUAAUCAACCAAUUACCGCCAAGAUUACUGAGAUACAGAAACAGCCGGGCCAGAACACUCAGGGCAACUUUCCCCUUCAGUUCUGCCACGGGUGGUCCUGGGAUCACAGCUGGCUCCCCGAAGGAAGGCCACGAGAUGGCGACAAUGUCACAGUGGAGAGCGGCCACUCGUUGCUGUUGGACACCAACACCAGUAUCCUCGCCUCCCUGCAUGUCAAAGGCGGCAAGCUGAUUUUUGUUGGCCCAGGACCCAUCAAACUCCGUGCCCACCACAUUCUGGUGACUGAUGGUGGAGAGCUCCGGAUAGGAUCCCCAGAAGAGCCUUUUCCUGGCACAGCUCAGAUCCAACUCUACGGGAGUUCUCAUUCCAACACCUUCUUUCCAUAUGGAGCCAAAUUCCUGGCAGUGAGGAACGGGACGCUCUCCCUGCAUGGUCGAGUGCCAAGAGUGAGCAUCACUUACCUGCGGGCAGCAGCCCAGGCUAAUGACACAAAGUUAGCCUUAGAGGAGCCUGUGGACUGGCAACCGGGGGAUAAAGCCGUUGUCAGCGGACUGGGCCUGGAAGGCUCUUCUCAGCAGGAUGAGAUCAUCACCAUAGCAACCGUGCUGGAUGCAGACCUCCAUCUUCAGUCACCUCUGAGGUAUUCUCAUGGCUUCGUGGAGCAGCGGGUAGCAGGGAGACGCCUCGUCCUGAGGGCAACGGUGGCUCUACUCAGCAGAAACAUCGUAAUCCGGGGAAAUCUCACGGGAGAGAGGAUGGCUCAUCUUGGACUGUGUGCUGAAGCUGGUCUUACCAUAGAUGCCUCUCAGCCCUGCCUUUACGAGCGGAGUGAAAGGAAGCUGGGCUCCAGGGACAUGGGGGCCGUGGUCAUCGUACAGUCCUUCCAGGGAGAGCCGAGCCGCGUCCAUCUGCAGGGAGUGCAGUUCCAGCACAUGGGUCAAGCGUUUCAGAAACACCAGAGUGCGUUGACUCUGGCUGGGCCCAUGGGAGAUUCAUACAUCCGAGACUGCUCCGUGUGGGAUUCCUUCAACAGAGGCCUCAGUCUGUUGAGGACUUCAGGCCUCAGAGUGGACAGAAAUGUGUUUCACAACAUUUUAGGCCAUGGACUGCUUGUGGGGACACACAUGGAAAUGAGACACCUCUCUUGGGAGUCUGUCCCCUGGAGAGAAAAUGGAGACUGGUCAGAUCAGGGAAAUCGAAUAAGAAGCAACGCAGUGAUUGGUGUUUCAGGAACUGAAGGACUCUCCAAUGUCGAGAAGUUUUCCCCAGCGGGUGUCUACAUCCUGUCCCCAGUGAAUGUUCUAGAGGGGAACACGGUGUGCUCUGCUGGGUACGGAUAUUUCUUUCAUCUCUUGACCAAUGAGACGUCCCGAGCUCCCCUCCUGUCCUUCUCUCAGAACGUCGCACACUCUUGCACAAGGUUUGGUCUGCUUGUGUAUCCCCGGUACCAUCCUUUCCAAGUUAAUGGCAGCAGCCCAUAUCUGUUUCAGAACUUCACAACCUGGGGAAAUCAAGGUGGAAUUCAGAUUUUUAGAAGUAGCAACCUGCAACUCCAAAAUUUCCAAGUUUAUUCAUGCAAAGAUUUUGGAAUUGAUACCUUGGAAAGUGAUGAAAAUGCUUCUGUUACUGACAGUUUAUUACUUGGCCAUUUUACUCAAAAGGAGAGUUUCUGCAUGGCAUCUGGGCUGCAAGCCCCUAAAAGAUGGGAUCUGGUGGUGUCUAACACAACCUUCGUGAAUUUUGAUAGAAACAAUUGCAUAGCCAUCAGGACCUGUGCCGGCUGCUAUCGAGGACAGGGUGGAUUUACUGUGAAGGUCAAGCAGCUCAGGUUUGCAAAUUCCCCGAAUCGGGUGGCUUUUCCAUUUCCCCACGCAGCCAUGUUGGAAGACCUGGAUGGUUCUUUGUCAGGACAAGUGGGAAAUCUUGUCCUCCCAACCGUGGAGACCCUGGGAUCGUCUUGUCUGGUGAACAUAAGCUUCAGUCAGGCUGCCCAGGGCAGCGUUUGCCUUGGAGGUGUCGUCUUCCAUCGCAUGUCUAUUGGCUUAGACAAAGCUCCAGAUGUGAUGUGUGAUUUAACAGUGACGGACAGCAGCCACAGGAACACCACUGUCAAUUAUGUGCCCGACACAUUAUCCAACCUGUAUGGCUGGAUGGCUCUGUUGAAGGGGCAGGAGACCUACACCCUGCGAUUUGCCACCCCUUGUGUCAACAGAAGUCUCCAGUAUUCAGCGACAUUUGACCACUUCACCUCUGGAGAUUACCUGCUGGUCGUACACUCGGACCUGCCACCUUUCGUUGACGUCCUGGUCACCUGUGGGAAGAGGAGGGGCCGGCCCUUGCAGUCUCUCCCAACUCUCAGUCACGACAAGGGCUGUGACUGGUUUCUUAAUAGCCCAGAGAGACGUCUCACCUUUCUGGUUGCAGGGGAAGGUCAAGUCCACAUCAAGGUCCAAGUGAAGGAAAGUCUCCCUCCGACCACACUGGCUCCUUCUGCUGCACCCGAGGCGACUUUAAAAUGGUCCCUUCCCCAGUCGUGGCAAGGCGUUAAGGAAGGCUGGGGCGGAUACAACGACACCCUUCCAUCUCCUGGUGAUGACAUCUUGAUUUUACCCAACAGGACCAUCCUAGUCGAUGUGGAUCUCCCGUGUUUCAAGGGCUUCUAUGUGCUGGGCACUCUACAGUUUCCCGUAGACCGAAGCAAUGUCUUAUGUGCGGCCUGUAUUGUCAUUUUAGGAGGGGAGCUGAAAGUUGGCACUUUUCUCAGCCCCUUAGAAACCGGACAAGGAAUUUCGAUCCUUCUGCGGGCCUCGGAGGGAGUCUCCUGUGACCGCUUGGCUGGAGUUAGUACUAACCCCGGAACGAUUGGAGUUUAUGGGAAGGUAGAGCUUCACAGUGGCUACCCAAGAAAAUCCUGGACACACCUUGGAACUGAUAUUGCCCCUGGAAAUGAGAGGAUUGUAGUCGAAGAUGCCGUGGACUGGAAACCUCAAGGAAGAAUCAUCCUCAGCUCCUCCUCCUACGAAGCUCACGAAGCUGAACUCCUCACGGUCAAAGAGGUCAACGACCAGCACCUUCAAAUCCAUGAGCGCCUCACCUACCGGCACGUCGCCUUUUCCUCCCAUCCCCUUUGUCUUGCUCCAGGAAGUUCCCACAUCUUGGAGGAUGGCAGGUCUAUUUCCCUGGCUGCUGAGGUUGGCCUUUUGACCCGAAAUAUACAGAUCCGGUCUGACACACCAUGCACUGGGACCUUGACUGUGGGAUCCGUUCAGCUCCCCAGCGGAGAAGAAUUUUCAGGUGUCCUUCAGCUUUCAAAUGUGGAGAUUCAGAAGUUUGGCUCUCCACAGCAUCCGACCAUUGACUUCUCCAUAGUCUCCCCGGGAUCCUGGAUCCACUCUUCUGUGAUUCACCAGAGCUGUGGGGGUGGCAUUCGAGCCACCAAGAGCCGUGGCAUCUCACUUCACGACAACAUUGUGUUCAACACGGCAGGCCACGGCAUCGAUUUGGAAGGCGACGACCAUUCUCUCACCAGGAACCUGGUGGUUCUGACAAAACAACCAGCAGGGUGCCCUGACUGGGUGGCAGGAAUCAAAGUGAACAGGGCGAAUGGCACCUCCCUCCUCAGGAAUGCUGUGGCCGGGUCCGAGAGAAUUGGGUUUCACAUCCAGGGUCACAAGUGCUCCCCGACAGAGAGCCUUGGGGCCGACAACGUGGCCCAUUCAAAUCUGCAUGGCUUCCAUUUGUAUAAGGGAGAUGGCUUUCACGAUUGUACCAAGAUCUCCGGCUUUCUGUCCUACAAAAACUUUGACUACGGGGUCAUGUUCCACCUGGAAAGUGCCGUGGAGGUGGAGAAUGUGACUCUGAUAGACAAUGGUGUUGCUCUUCUGCCCGUGGCGUAUGGGUCCCCUGCUCGGGCCCCGGCUUUGCGGAAGCAGCGGAUCAUCGUGAGGAGUUCCGUCAUCGUGGCCACCAGCUCCUCCUUCGACUGCAUCCGAGACCGGAUCCGACCCCUCUCGGCCAACGCGACGGUCAGGGACCGAGCUCCCUUGAAUCCUCAAGGGGGCCGGGUUGGCGUUCUGUGGCCCGGAUUCACCUCGGGACAGAACCAGCGGCCUCGCGAUCCGUGGCACAAAGUGAGGAAUGAUCCGGCCAUCGUAGGGAUCAUGAAGCUGGAAGAAGUCACCUUUUGUAACUUUGUGAAGAGUUGCUAUAGCGAUGACCUCGAUGUCUGCAUCCUGCCGAAUCCGGGUAGCACUGGCAUCAUGCAUCCAAUAACAGCGGUGAAGACUCAGAUGCUACAUGUGAAAGAUCAGAGCAAAUUUUACUUCUAUUCUUCCCCGCCUAGGGAGGACUUGGGAUCUGAGGACUGUCUGAAAUGGGGCUGUGAAAGCCCAAGAAAAUUUCUCUUCGAGGACCUGGAUGGGAGUGCUCUGAGAUUGCCUCCACCUGUUUCUGUUUUCCCCAAGUCAGAGUCUGAGUGGACCGAUUCCUGCUUCAACACAGGUACUUUUAGAGAAGACAGAAAGUGCAGCUUCAGGCCAGGCAUGGGAAGCUAUGUAUGCAAACAGACUGACUAUGCAAUCCUGGUCUUAGACAAGUUGGAGAUAUCUGAAGAGAACAAGGAACCACCUUCGGUGGUUUCAGUAACUGAGAGUUUCGUGGAAGCUUUCAGCAGCGUUGAUGUUCAAAACUCCUGUUCUGAACCUGGGCCCACGCCAGCUUUCUAUUCCAUUUUGCCAACCAGUCAUCCUACCACCGUCUGCUUUGGCGGUAAGACUCCUCCGGUGAUGCGGCUUUACCUCACUGGGAGUGAAAGAGCCGCCAGGGUGGUCCUGUCAGUGUUUUACGAUGAGCCCCAGAGCCCCCGGGUUUUCUAUCAAGAAAGCUUCAUCCCACCCUCUCCAGUUGGGUCAGCUUCUUUCCUGACCCUGGGAACCGUAGGCUCCAAUUACUUUAGCUUUCAGGACAACCUUCUUUAUAUCAUCCUCGAAGGGGAUGAUCCUGUGGAAGUGUGCUCUGGUUCUUCCGUCUACGUGGCCUUCACCGUGGCAGAAGUGAUCAGCCAGGAGAUCCACGUUCUGGUGGUCCAGCAACAGUUGGCCGAUUUCUUACAGGUCAGCUGCGACCACCUCAGGGUGGUGUAUUCCAUGCCCGGUGACGAAGACAACUUAAGGGGCAUAGCUGACAACGUGGCCAAGAGAAAACGUCACUGCCCCCCCGUAGCGUCUUGCCCUGGAUAUCAGAAGAGGACCAGCAAGCGGAGGAGCCUUGAAGAGAAGGCAGUGGACUGGAUGUGGCCCUCACAUUUCGAAACUGCGACCUCCUCCACAGUCAUGAUUAUUGAAAUUGGUGAUCCACCUGCUCAAGGAAGAACUGAGUCAUCUCCGUCCCUCUCAAGGCCUAUGUUACAGGGUUUUACCCACCAGAUUAUCACAGCUCAACAGACUGGGAUGUUGCAGAAAGCUCUGGAUAUGCCUGUCGAGGCUUUACUGGUGACACAGCCGACUGGAACGAUUGGAUCUGGAAAUGCGAGCCUUAAUACUGGAAACUUGGUCUAUGUACAGCCUCACACCCUUUCUGUCCAGACCCAACCAUCCAACGGAGAAGUCGGGAAAGAGCUUCCAGUGCAACCACAUCUAGUUAUUUUGGAUAAGAAGGGUCGAAGGGUAGAAAUCUUAGGUCCUCCCUGGGAGCCUUGGAUUGUGCAAGCUUCUCUUGAAGGAGCACCGGAAAUGAUGCUACAAGGAUGCCCCCGAUUGGAAGUUCAAGAUGGAUGGGUGCGAUUCACCAAUCUGGCAGUCUUGAAUUCUGGGUCAAACUGGCACUUGGUUUUCAAUGUGGUAUUCCCUCCAGGUGCCAACUUGACAGCCAGAUCCAGACCAUUUGUGGUCUUGCCCGUGGAAGAGGGGCACACUUCUACCAUCAUCAUGGCUACUAUUCUGUGUUCAGCUGCCUCUUGGAUUGCUCUGUGCUUUCUUGUGUUCUGCUGGUCCAAGAAAAGCCAAACCAAAAAACCAAAGAAUGGACAGAUUGCUGAACUUCAGAGUGGUGGCAAUAUGGAGCAUCCCCACCUCCAACCCAGGCAUCCCACCCGACUCCAGAGGCCCCAGGAAAGAACUAGACAAGACCAUGGGAUGAUCAGAGAAGAUAUAGAAAUGAAGACCACUGUUGGGAAGCUGGAUCAAUUUUGCCAACCAACUGUGAAUGGAGGAUCGAGGCGGACGUCCAACCGUGUUGUCCAUGAGAGAGCGGACAAAAGAAAAGCAGGUUCUCCAGGCAUGGAGGAUCUCGCUCCGGGACCUGGCUAUGGACCUGUUCCCCCCUUGCAUCCUCUGGCCCCCCAGGGAGGCGGCGAGGUCGGGGAUUGGCGGGAUGCCCGAGAGCGAUCCUUUGGGUACGACCUGGAAGACGUGGCGCAGAAAGAUCUGCUCCUGCUGCUGCACCCAAACUUUAGUCAAGACAGGAUGCCGCUGCGGGGUCAGCGGUCAGCAGGCAAGUCAGAUAGCGAGGUCAGCCAUCACCGGGAUGAGAUAUGUUGUCAUGUAAACACAAAGGCCGUCCACCACAGCUCACUGCCAGCUGGACCUAUUUGGGAACAGCUUUGAGAUGCUCUUUCUGUUGUGGGAUCCGGAGAGAGAAGGACAGGCUGGUGACAAUAGCCUGCGAGGGAGGACCAGGAUUCCUGGCUUCCGUUUCCAGCUUUUCCAAAAUCAGUGUAGUUAAAGAACAUCACCCUUGCAUGCCUUCCAUCCCUGGACAUUUAACUUCCUCAAGACUGUAACCUCGUCGUGGGCAGGGAACGUGUCUGUUUACUGUUCUAUCAUAUUACUGUUCUAUUGGACCCUCUCAAGCACUUAGUACAGUGCUCUGCACACAGUUAGCACUCAAUAAACACGAUUAAAUGAGGGAAUUUAAUGCAUGAUGAAAUCUGAUGUAAUAUCUAUUCAUACUACUGGGUGUUGCUGAUUAGCCUCUCUAAUUAAUGACUGCCCUAAAACUUUGGCACAGAUGGUAAAGGUUCCUCUUGAA
Molecule: messenger RNA, 13033 nt
Organism: Ornithorhynchus anatinus (platypus)
Lineage: Eukaryota; Metazoa; Chordata; Mammalia; Monotremata; Ornithorhynchidae
Gene: PKHD1
Product: PKHD1 ciliary IPT domain containing fibrocystin/polyductin
Exons: 68
Coding region: 226-12609 (4127 amino acids)
Source: RefSeq, a predicted model, not a curated record